AUGAAUGUAUUUGGUAGAUGUUUACAAAGAACACAAUUAAAAUCUUUAUGUUCUGUAAAAAAUUAUGUGCAGCGAAGAAAUGUACAAAUAUCGAUAGUCGGCGCCGCUAGUGACAUUGGAAAGAACGUGGCACUGCUGUUGAAACGGAAUCCUUAUAUUACGAGGCUGCACUUAUACGAUGAUAAUAAUAUAGUAAAAGGUAUUGGCCUGGAAUUGGAACAGAUUCCCGGAGGACCGAAAGUAGCUUCAUUUUCGGGAGAUCCCUUCUUGUCCGCUGCUAUUAGAUACUCCAAUCUGGUACUGCUUGUAUCGAGAACUCCUCGUAAACUCGGAUUUUCCCGUGAACAGAUGCUAGCCACGAAUGCUAUACCAGUAUAUAAAUUGUGCAAAGUUUUAUCAUACCAAAACUCCGAUGCUUUUUUUGCAAUUUCGACUAAUCCCAUAAAUUCAAUAAUACCGUUUGCAAACUUACUACUAAAAAACUGCAAUGCUCAUAAUCCGUUUAAACUUUUCGGUAUAACCCACAUCGACACUACGAGAGCCAGAGCCUUCAUUUCAAAUACUUUGAACGUUAAUCCGAGACAUCUUUACGUACCGGUGAUUGGAGGUCACUCUGACGAAACGAUAGUACCGCUAUUUUCAAAUUUAUGUCCCAGCCAUUAUUCCGUGGGUCACUGUGAAGCUGAUACAUUGACACGUCUGAUCAAGAAGUCUGGCACGGAGGUGUUAAACCGAAAGCACGGCAGUGAUUCAUCGACUCUGGCUAUGGCCUGGUCGAUCAAUGAAUUCGUUCAGAAUCUCAUUGAAGCAUUAUACGGGAACUAUGUAGUCGUGAACAGUUAUACAGCGAAUCCUCAUUUUGGGACGAAAUUUUUCUCAGGUCCGACCAAGGUUGGACCGGAAGGCGUUAUAGAGACAUGCAAUAAGACCUUUCACAUGAGCGAUUAUGAGACCAAGCUCCUGGAGAGAGCUAUUCCCAUUAUAAACAAGGAUGUGGCGGAGGGUGAAGCACAUGUCAGCGUUCUUGAAAGCGCCAGGAGUUGUUACUAG
Messenger RNA from Danaus chrysippus (African queen), 1050 nucleotides. The record is from the annotation of a GenBank genome assembly. NCBI's taxonomy places the organism in Eukaryota, Metazoa, Arthropoda, Insecta, Lepidoptera, Nymphalidae.